AGUAUAGUAGUAUGUGUAAGAGAGUUUGAAUAAAACGGAGGUGAGUUUGAAUGAAACGGGAGAGAGUUUGAAUGAAACAGAAGUGAGUUUGAAUGAAACGGAAGUGAGUUUGAAUGAAACGGGAGAGAGUUUGAAUGAAACGGAAGGGAGUUUGAUUCCUCAGUUCCUGAUUGGCUGACAGAAGAAGCGGCAGCUUCUGUUCUGGCGGUCAAAAUACUGCGCCACUUUUGCACUCGCGAUGGAUAGAGAGAGACUCACAGAAGCUGUGGGUCUACUUAACAACAUUUUGGGAACUGGUGAGACAUUGUCCACCAUCUCUCAUCAAUUAAACCAGGCCCAGCAGAGCUCUGAGAUGCAGAGAUUAUUCAGGGGUUAAACUGCAAAUCCAGGCCCUGGCGCUUCUUGUUCUACCGGAGGACCCCGUUACCAAACCAGACAGAAUUUUGGCGGCUGGCCGUCGAGAUCCACCAGGAGGAGACCUUCUACCCCAAACCACCCUACCUUCCUAAAGGAUGUGAUAUUGUUACCAAGCUCAUCUUGGGACCUAGUGUGUAAACAUAAAACACGGAGAAAACUACAUGAUAGAGGCUUCAUAUUGAAUGCUUUCGAAAUACACAAGUCCAGGAACAGCCGGACUGUCAUCAUGGAGAUAGAGCAAGCCUUUAAAGAAAAAAUUCCUAUGGAUACAAGUAUUGAACUGUUGAUGGCUUGUGGGAGCAAGCUGGUUGCUCCAAAGCUGCACAGCGGUCAAGAACUUGGCGGCCUUAUGCUACACAAGAUCUUCAAGGCAAAGGCUCUAUAUGUGAGGCCAUCAAAUGAUCUAUGUAAGUUGGACAGCACAGACUCCGAGGACAGUAUGGAGUUGGAUGAAGAGGACAAUAGGUCAGCAUCCAAUGAGCACAGUAUGACUACUAGGGGAAGGAACCGCAGAAGUCAUACGCAGGUUCCUGUCGAAACAAGGGCUAGAGCCAACCAGCCCCCACCACAAGUGCCCCCUGACCAGCCCCCACCACAAGUGCCCCCUGACCAGCCCCCACCACAAGUGCCCAGUGACCAGCCCCCACCUCAAGAGUCCCGUUACCAGCCCCCACAACACGCGCCCCGUUACCAGCCCCCACAACACGCGCCCAGUUUCCAGCCCCCAAAACAAGUGCCCAGUGACCAGCCCCCACCUCAAGAGCCCCGUUACCAGCCCCCACAACAAGCGCCCAGUUACCUGCCCCCACCACAAGUGCCCAGUGACUUACAAACUGACAAUUCAUUGAGCCGGUCCGCACUCGUCAGUGACAAUUAUGUCCUCUGA
Gadus macrocephalus (Pacific cod) is the source of this 1303-nucleotide messenger RNA. Its product is annotated as circumsporozoite protein-like. NCBI's taxonomy places the organism in Eukaryota, Metazoa, Chordata, Actinopteri, Gadiformes, Gadidae. The record is from RefSeq and is a predicted model, not a curated record. The coding region runs from base 644 to 1303 and encodes 219 amino acids. The transcript is spliced from 4 exons.